AGAAGAACCUGACUUCGAUGAGUGGAGAACGUUUUCAAGAAAACUCAAACAAGCCCAAUUUCCUUUUGGUUUUAGUUCUGUUUUGAGAUAAUAAGCUCUAAUCAGCAACUCUCAACUUAACAGAUAUUAAUGCAUGUUUUAGGAUUUUUUUGCAGCAUUAUUUACUAUAGUGUGUAGUGAUAAUGUAUCAAACAUCAAUACAUGUUUCAUUCUGCAGUGUAAAGCUGCUGAUUUAGUGUAAAGCAGUGUUUCCGUAUUCUGCGGUGAAUAUUCUACAGGUCAAUAAAUUAGCAGCACAUGCCUUAAAAGUAAUGUUUACUUAUGGUCUUGCGUCUAAAUGUGCUGUGAGGCGACUGAGUAGGCGAGACCAUAGCAGCAGUUGGAGGUUGAAGGAACAGGAACAGGUUUUGGAUGUUUUGUCAGAAGCCAUGAUGGACCUUGGGAAAAUCAUCUAUUACAGCAUGAUCUUCCUCAUCAUCCUAUUUUCAUUCAUCAUCCUCGUCUUUAUUAGCGCAGCCUUCAAGGGCUCCUCGCCCGACAUUCUGAGCAUCAGCACGAAGCCCAUCGGCAACCUUGGUGAAGACGAGCUUCUCAGCUGCUAUCUGAACACAGAAAAUCCACAGCAGCGAGUAAAUCAGGUGACAGUCACCUGGGAGAAGAAGGACCUGAACGGGCUGGUUUACCUGUACGAGUCCGGAGCCCCGAAUCUUAAAGACCAGGCUGCAGAGUUCAAAGGAAGAACUCAGCUCUUCUCAGAAGCUGUCACCACAGGGAAUGGCUCUUUGCUGCUGAGGAAUGUGAGGAGAAGUGAUGAGGGGGAGUACACCUGCGCCAUCAGCUCCUCCAGCGGCGGAGGGAAGGUCACCAUUCACCUCAGAACAGCAGCCUUUUCAGCUCCCACAUUUACAUCCUCAAACAGCACCCUGGUUGCUGAAGCAAGCAGGUGGUUUCCAAAACCAAAUGUCAUUUGGACGAACCAAACUGGGGACGAACUGGAAGGAAGCACACGUUUCACAGAAGGCAGUGAUGGGAUAUUCAGCGUGGUUAGCACACUGCAAGACGUCAACGUCGGAGACACCUACAACUGCAGGAUUGAGAAUAAUUUGGUCACGGCUGAUGCAACUGUGACAGGAGCUGGCGUUUUGACGAAAACAUUCUUCACCUUCAGUGUUGCUUCUUCUCUACUUGCGUUAGUUUACCUGAAUGUUGUGACUUGUGUGGUCUGCAUCUAUUACAUGACCUGAUUACACACUAAAGUACACACACAUUGACUACACUUAUAAACUCAAAAAAACUUUUAAACAUUUCCCCUUGGGGUUUGUGCAGUCAGGGAACAGGUUUCUAAAAACGACUCUAAAACAAACUCUAAUUUGUUACUGUGAAGCACUGUAACAAAAGUAAAUGGACAAGUCUUAUUUUUAUUUUUACUGCCUAUUAUUUGCCUAUAUUAAGAAUAAGAAUAUAGUUCUGCCUUAUUUCUGAAAUAGAUUUUUGUCAGUUUAUGAUGACAAACUGUCAUGUUUAAGAUUAAAAGAGUAUUUUUGUAUCGAUUUAUUCUUUUUCAAGUGAAGUUGUGACAUCACUGAUCACUGUUUUUAAAGAUUUAAAUAAAACAGUACAUAUACAGA
Molecule: messenger RNA, 1628 nt
Organism: Mugil cephalus (flathead mullet)
Lineage: Eukaryota; Metazoa; Chordata; Actinopteri; Mugiliformes; Mugilidae
Product: V-set domain-containing T-cell activation inhibitor 1-like
Exons: 5
Coding region: 312-1244 (310 amino acids)
Source: RefSeq, a predicted model, not a curated record